AUGAUCAACCAUUAACCUCUAUAAAAAAGAACUCCUUUAUUUAAUGUACGAAAGGCUACUUUAAUAAAGGAUGAAGUUGAUAAUUACAAAGUUUAUCGAUUUGAAUUGUUCUCGAUGAAAAGUAAUUAUCAAUUUUAAGUAGAAAAUAUCAGUCUCCAUAAAAAUCAUGCUUCUGCUAUAAACUUUUAAUAGAAUGAUAUUGUUUAAGAUCUAAAUUAAAGUUGUGUAUGUGAAGAAUGCGGGGGGAGAAUUGCAAAACAAAGAAUCAUGAUGAUUGAUCAAUCGGACAGUAAGUAAAUACUUGCGUCUUAAAAAUAAUCCUAUUCUCCUCCAUCUCAAAAUAGGCAUUCAGUGAUUGAUUCUAGUCUACUUGGAUCAUAAUAAUUUACUGACAGACAAAUGAUGUUUAGCCUUAAGAAAAGUGUAAGAAGAUCAAUAAAACCUGUUUUGUAGGUUAUCUAAGCUUAGAAUAUGAUGAAAAAAAUGGUUAAUGACAAUCAGAUCUAGGCGAGAAGAAGUUUACAAACGAUAGAAAAAUCAGAACCAUUAUUUGAGAAAGUCUAAAUAAAAUUAAAAUCUCAAUUCAGAAGAUCAAUAAACAAUUCCCCGAUCCAAAUUAGAACCAGGACUGAUGCAUCAACCUAUCUAUUCCCUAUAUUAGCAAAACCAAUGACAUAGUAAAAAUAAUUGGUUAAUUCUAAAUCUGAUUUCCAAAUUGUUAUCAAGAAAUAACCUUAAUUAUUGAAAAGUGAAAAAUUAAACUAGGUUAAAACCUUAUAGCAACGUUUAUUAUUAACAUAUCUAAAAAAAUCAACCUCUCAAUAAAAUUAAGAAAAAGUAAAUAUUUUAAAAUCUAAAUUGAAAAAUUGA
This is a messenger RNA of Paramecium tetraurelia, 870 nucleotides long. RefSeq lists its product as uncharacterized. The transcript has 2 exons. Lineage: Eukaryota; Ciliophora; Oligohymenophorea; Peniculida; Parameciidae. The record is from RefSeq and is a predicted model, not a curated record.